AGCGCUUUGAUUCAAGUGCGUCUCUAGCAGCCCAUUUUUCUCUUAAUGCAUCCUAAAUCUAAAUCUAUUUUGUUUUAAAAUGGCUUUUCCGAGAGCCCGCAUCAAAAGGUUUAACGAGACUAGUGAUAACACUCCGGGGGUUGGGGCCUACAAUUUAGCUGUGGAGCAGCAUGGCCAGUUGAAAGAUCUUGAUCGAACCAGGUCGCUAACCAGACUAGAUCAUACAAGUAAACAUUUUAGAGAUAAAGGGCUUGUCGCAUCAGCCAAAGGUGAGCUUCCCAAACAUGUUGAAGAACUUCACAAAAAGCUAAAAUGUGCUGAAGAAAAAGUGAUUGACUUAGAAAUUUUGAAAAUAGGGGCAGAUAAAGGUAGGGAAAUGUUACAGAAAGAAUGUGAUUUGAUGCUGGCAAAACUCAAAAAGUUACAGGCUGACAUCAAGGAACUUGAAAGUGAAAAGGCAAACCUAAUCAGUGCUAAAGUCCUGCUGGAGAAAGACCUUAGGGCAUUAGAACAUGAUAAGGAUGAGCUAACUGUUGAGAAAAAUAAUUUGUCAGCUAAACUAAAACUGGUAGAAGUUGAUAUUUGCAACUUAAAGCAAGAAGUCAUGACAUCAAGAAUGAGUUUACAGGCACUAGAGCUGUCCAAACAAGCACUUGAGAAGGAAAUGGCUUCAAUUGAAGAAGAAAAGUUAACACUAUUAAAGGAGAAAGACCAACUGACACAUGCACUGGAUGAAGCAAAAUCUCUAUCCGAACCAUUACAGAUUAAAGUUAGUGUUUUAGAAAAAGAAUUAGAAGUUGUGAAACAGGAAUUAGGAAAAGUCAAUGAUGAAAAGUUCAACAUAGUUUCAAAUCUCCAGCAGACAUCAUUGAUGCUUGAUGAGAGUCAGCUUGAGGUGUCCACACUUCAAGAGAGAGUUGAAUGCUUAAAUAACAGUAAUCAAAUUUUAGAGAUAGGCUUAAAAAAUAUUCAGUCUGAAAAAGAUGAGUUAGUGAGUCAGCGAGAUGGCUUGAUUUUAAACUUGAAUUCAUUAACCUUUAGUGUAAAGGAACUGGAGCAGAAAGUCAAUUGUGUUGAAGAUGCCAAGAGAAUCUGUGAGUGUGAACUUGAAAGGUUAAAAAGUGAGAUUUACAGUUUAAAGGAAACAAAUAAAAAAUAUGAAAAUUUGUUUGAAGAGAAGGAAACACUCCUGUUGAAGCACAUUGAAACAAUUAAACAUUUGGAAACAAAUAUUACUGAACUAUCACAAAAAGCAUCUAAUUUAGAAAAUCUGAAAGAAGAAAGAGAGAAUGAAUUAAAAUCACUCAGGCUUGAAUUAGAUGUGAAAAUUGUGUUGAUAAAUGAACUCACUCAAAAAGAAGAAGUGUUAGAAAAACUUCUGGCAGCUGAGCAAGAACUGCGAGGAGAAAAUCUACAACUGUUAGAUAGAGUGCAAGUUUUAGAAAAUGAAAACCUCCAUUUUGAGAUAAGGCAACAAGAACUUUACAAUGAGAAGAUGCAGUUGCAAGAAGAAUGUUCAACAGUUGAGGAUGGCUUAAGAUGUGAAAUAUCAGCACUGUUGGAAAAGAUCAGUCUGUUAGAAAUUUAUAAAGAAAAAUUAGAAUCAAAAUUAGAGGAAUUUAACAUUGAAAAGACUAAUCUUCUUCAAAUUCAUUUAAAUUCAGAAAAUACUUUAAAAUCUUUAAAUUCUGAGUUGCUCAAUAAAGUAGACACUUUGGAAAAUACAUUAACUGUGUUUCAGAUAAGGCAGCAAGAGCUUUGUAAUGAAAAAGAGCUCUUAGUAGAAAAACAUUUAGCUAUUGAAGCUGACUUGAAGGUAGAAAAUAAAACAUUAAAAGAGAGGGCAGCAUGCCUUGAAGAACAAACUAAUGAGUUAAAAUUAGAACAAGAAAAGCUUUUUUCUGAAAAACAUAUUUUGCUGGAAAAAACUUUAACUGUUGAAACUGAAUUAAAAACUGAAAAUAGAGAAUUGGCGAAAAAGAUUCAGGAAUUGGUGAAAGAAAGACUAGUUUUCCAAGAGCUUAAUUUUGAGAAAAUUCGGGAACUUGAAAAUUGCUUAGCUAUUGAAAAAAAAAUGCAAUGUGAAAAUGCUGAAUUGUUGGAGAGAGUCCAGUCACUGGAGAAGCACAACACAGAGUUUGAAGCAAAGCAGCUGGAGCUUUACAAUGAGAAGGUUGCAUUUCUUGAGAGUGAGAAGGCUAGAUUUCGCACUGAACAGCAAGAGAUUUAUAAGAAAGAACUGGCAUAUUUCAAAGCCCAGCAGAAUAAAAUUUUUGAGGAGCAGGUACAACAGCUAGAAGAUUCUAAGAAUCACUUCAGGCUUCAACAAGAAGAAAUGUACUUAAGUAGGCUCUCUUCAGCAAGGAAGGAAUUUGAAGAAGACAUCAAGAACCAAAAAGAAAAUUUUGAUAAAUUACUGCAUCAAAUGUUAGCUGAAAAGAAAGAAUUUGAAGCAGAAGUCCAGCAGAAGUAUGAGUUGAAGUUUAAUGAAAUGAAAGAAAAGGAAAUUCAGCUUCUUGAACGGGAAAAGAAAGAAUUUGAAGCAGAAGUCCAACAGAAGUAUGAGUUGAAGCUUAAGGAAAUGGAAGAAAAGAAACUGGAGCUUCUUGAACAAGAAAAGAAAGAAUUUGAAGAAAAGAUUUUUGAAUUGAAGCAACACACAGAUGAAUCUUACAAAAAAUAUGAGAAAAUUAUUGGAGAUCUGGAACUAGAAAAAUCCAAAGUCAAUGACAUCAGGAAGAGUGAUCAAGCUAAAGCUAUAAAUGAACUGCAAAGAUUAGAGAAAGAAAUAAAGUUGAAAGAUGCUAAAAUUACUGAUAUAGAAGAGAAACAGUUGAAGUUGACAUUGGACAAUGAAAAACUCCUCGACAUGUCUAAUAUUUUACAAGAUCAAAUAAAAAGUGUUACAGCAGAGUUUGACAAGUAUAAAGAGGAAAAAGAAACUCAGUUUCAGGAACUAGUAGAGAUUGAAGAAAGAAAUAAAGAAUGUCUCAAUACCAUCAUCACUGAAAUGUCGGACAAGAUACAGCAGAUGGAAGAGGAUAGUGCCAUGCUAUUAACUUCAGAAUCAGAAAACUGGAGGUUGAAGUUUGAAGAAUUAGAAAAAAAGAUGGAACCGUUUAAGGAGAUUUUGGACAGUUAUGAGUUGGAACGCAAGCUUAUACAAGAUAGAGACAAGUACACAAAUGAACAGAUUGAAAAAUUGACUAAAGAAGCAAUUAAGAAUAUGGGCCACCAAAAUCACAAGCAAAAAGUGAAAUAUGUUGACAAUCUGAAACAAGAAAACAUCUCUCUCCACAAAAAAUUUCGUGAAGCACAAGAAGAGCUGUACAGACAGAAUGCUCUGGUGAAAAAGUAUAAAGAAAAACUGGAUAAGUUUGAAUGUUCCAAAGAGCAAGGCUUUAAAACUCCAGCUAAGCCUAAGGUUCCACUAAAGGAAGGAAACAGAUAGAAGUCCAUCGCAGUGCCCUAUGUUUAAGUUUGUUAUUGCCAACCUUAAAUUAUUGUAUGCCAUUCUGUUGAGUUUUAUCUUGUUUUGAAAUAUGCCAUUGUUACACAUUGCCUUUUAAAAUGUCUACUUGAUAAUCUUAUCUGUUAUGUCAUCUUUAACAUAUCUUUUCUCAACUAAGAUAAUUAUAAAUAUGUCAUUUUAUAUUAUUUUAACAUGUAAGUCUUGCCAUUUUUAUUGUAAAACUGCCAUCCAUUUGUUUUGAGCUUAAGUGGCUUAAAAAGUUUUUUUACGUAAACAGCAUUUGAGAUGUUCAAUGAAGAAAUAACCAUUGUAGGCCUUUUUUUUUUACUUUUAAGAUAUUAUUUUACCCUUAACAUGUCUAAGCAACUUAACUUUCUAGGUUAACUAUAUAACAAAAAUGCAGGUAUGUAAUCCAAAUGUUGUAUUAUCAGAUGUACAUUUUCUUGAGGAAAUAAUUUCAUUUUACUGUACUUUUUAAAGAAUGGCAUUUCAUUUAUUUUGGUAGUUAAGCAGUUCAAUAAUAAUUUUUAUUCUGACCUCUUAUACAAUUAACUGUAUUGUUGUUUUAUUGUAAGUUAAAAAUGCUGAGAGAUAUUUUAUAUUUAUUCUUGUAAAUCAUUGUAUUUUCAAAUAUUUAUUUCAAUAAAUGGAUUUUUAAA
Molecule: messenger RNA, 4131 nt
Organism: Physella acuta
Lineage: Eukaryota; Metazoa; Mollusca; Gastropoda; Physidae
Product: hyaluronan mediated motility receptor
Molecular function (GO): hyaluronic acid binding
Source: RefSeq, a predicted model, not a curated record